AGGAUUUCAGGUAUUCAGACAUGAAACUUUGUGGCACAAUUUCAGUCCUCUUGGCGGCCGCCUUCACCAACCAUGUCUGCUCGAAGCAGCUGUUCACCAACAUGGAAACGUUCGAUUUCGAGAGCAACGAAAUCGUGGAGCAAACCGACGACGAAGGGCUCAGAUCGAACCGAUCAAACGUGGAGCGUAUCAACCUGACACUUCCGGGUACCAAGUGGUGCGGUCCGGGAAAUGUGGCCGAUGACUACGAUGAUCUGGGCAAGCACGAGGACGAGGACAAGUGCUGCCGGGAGCACGAUCACUGUGAUAACAUUGCAUCCAGAGAGGAGAAGUACGGGCUGAAGAACGACGAUUAUUUCACAAGACUUCACUGUAAGUGCGACCGGGACUUUCAACAGUGCUUGAAAAAGAUCAACACCACUCUAUCAAAUCGGCUGGGAAGCUUCUACUUUGCGGUACGAGACAAGUGCUACAAGAAACAGCAUCCAAUUGUGGAAUGUGGCGAGAAAAAGAACAUGUUGUUUUUGAGACGUUGCACUCGGUAUGUCCUGGACAGUUCCAAGGAUCGUCAAUGGCAGUGGUUCGAUUUGCCCUUCUAUGAUGACAAUAUGAUUAAUGAUUUCUAUUAACUAUUCGAUAGUGUUAUUU
Aedes albopictus (Asian tiger mosquito) is the source of this 648-nucleotide messenger RNA. Its product is annotated as phospholipase A2-like. The record is from RefSeq and is a predicted model, not a curated record. NCBI's taxonomy places the organism in Eukaryota, Metazoa, Arthropoda, Insecta, Diptera, Culicidae. The coding region runs from base 21 to 629 and encodes 202 amino acids. The transcript has 3 exons. Gene Ontology annotation, biological process: phospholipid metabolic process; arachidonate secretion.